AUGGAGGAAAAUACCUCACCACAUCCAGUUCAACAAGAUGAUGGAAAUAAAGGUACAAACACACAAAUAAGAGAAGAAAAGAAAGAAGAAGAAAGUAGUGUGUGGUAUUCCUUCUUUUUAAAUCACCCCGUUGCUUCACUCUUGUUUACUAUUUUUCUUAUUUAUAUGGGAUACAGUUUCUAUACGAUGUUCUUCCCACCAUCUGCGGGAUAUAGAAGCGCAUAUAAACCAUCAGACAUCUUUCAAUUAAAUGCGACGUUGAUUUAUGGCACUACAAAAGUACUUGUGAACUCACACAAUUUCUCUUUUGCACAAGUCACUUCCACUCCACUCUCAACAAAUAUCUCCCUCCCAAUGUUCUUUGUUGAAAAACUCAAAAUGAACGAAACAGUCUUCUUCGAGGCAACAAUUAAACCGACGUCACGCCACGAUAAUAGAACUAAAGUAUUUAAGACGCCAAUUCUUCGCAAUUUCAUUCCCAAACCAUCAACUCACAAUUUAAUGACUAAUUCAACAAACAAUAAAAAUAGUUUACUUAAUGAGAAAAAUACUAUUCAAAAUACUAUACAAAGGAGUGACAACUUCACGUUGGGAACUAUCCCGUAUUUUGAAAUUAACUUCAUGAAACAAGUUGUCGACCCCCACCACAUUCCGCCACAAUACACGGAAUUUCGAUAUAGUGUUGUUGGGAAGUACGUGUACCCCGUCAUCUUUCAUAAUCAAUUUUGGUUAAUUAAAGAUUACUAUAAUCCAAUUAAUGAAACUACAGAGAACAUUUCUAUAGUUUUAAAUAUUAGAGAAAUAGGUUACUUCGCGUGGAUCAUGACGAAGUCCUUUGAAACAUCAUUUUCAAUGUACGACAAAGUCGGCAUGAUGGCACAGGCGGAGAUGGACGAGAUGAAGAGGAUGUUACUUGAGACGAACAUCUUCUUAUUAAGUGUGACGAUGGUAGUCUCUCUCCUUCAUUCCGUCUUUGACUUCUUGGCGUAUAAAAAUGAUUUCCAGUUCUGGCGGAAGAAAAGUACUUUCCGUGGGAUUUCCGUCAAGACGGUCAUCAUUUCUUUAAUAAUUCAAAUUGUCGUCUUCCUCUAUUUACUCGACAAUGAUACAAGUUACUUAAUUCUUGUUUCUGAAGUCGUUGGUAUUGCAAUGACCUUCUAUAAACUCAGUCGAGUCUUUUCUUUCAAUUUCCAAGGAAACGGCCACUUCGUCGAAUACAAAGACAAAAAUUAUGAAAAAAGUCAGACGAAACAAUAUGAUGACGUGGCGAUCAAAUACUUAGGAAUUGCAUGUAUUCCUCUGUGUAUUGGAUAUUCUAUAUAUAGUCUCUAUUAUAAUGAAUUCAAGUCGUGGUACUCAUUUGUACUCUCGAGCUUCGUCGGAGUCAUUUACACGUUCGGGUUCUUACAAAUGACUCCGCAAUUGUUCAUUAAUUAUAAACUCAAAAGCGUCGCAGAUUUACCCUGGAGAGUCUUUAUUUAUAAGUUCUUAAAUACUAUCGUGGACGACCUCUUCGCUUUUAUUAUUAAAAUGCCACUCCUUCAUAGAAUUGCGUGCUUCAGAGAUGAUGUAGUGUUCGUUAUCUAUCUGUAUCAAAGAUGGAUUUACCCCGUCGACAAAAAUAGGAUGGAUUCGAUGAAAUGGGAAGACGACGAAGGUCUUGUGAAAGAAAAUAAGGAAGAAAAUAAUAUUGAAAAUCAUGAGAAAAAUGAUUGA
Messenger RNA from Entamoeba invadens IP1, 1716 nucleotides. RefSeq lists its product as hypothetical. Bases 1 to 1716 code for a protein of 571 amino acids. Gene Ontology annotation, cellular component: endomembrane system; membrane. NCBI's taxonomy places the organism in Eukaryota, Evosea, Mastigamoebida, Endamoebidae. The transcript has a single exon. The record is from RefSeq and is a predicted model, not a curated record.